UGACAUCCACACAUCCGCCUGUGGGUCCCGGAAGCAGAAGUCGCUAGACAUAAACGAUAACGCAGCGUCUAGAUACAGUGUUAAGUAGAUUAUUCUAAAAUCUAGUGAUCUUCAUGCACAUUAAAGACCCCUUAAUGACUCUGUAGCGGCGGAACAAGCUGUUAAAGAUUUAAAGCAUGCAGUGCGCAGCCCCCCCUCCUCAGGACCCCUCACAGGCGAGUGGUGACCGGGCCGAACUGACACAGCUGCCCUCCACAGACAGCACCUCUGACCUGGGCAGCCCCAGAGCGCUGACCUUUGACCUGCUUAACAUGGUGGUCUCCUUCAAGCGGAUGGCCAUCUUCCUGGAGCCCGUUACAGACUCGCUGGAGGUGCUGCGCUACCUGCUCGGGUGGAGGAUGCCACUGUGCUCCCUGUUCAGUUGCGUUCUGCUCAACAUCCUCUUCCUCACUCUGAGUGAAGGUGCAUGGGUCGCUCUGCUGCUGCUGGUUGUCUCCACUCCGGCUGCGCUGGGGUACCUUGGCAACCGUUGCCAGGGCACGAGUUGUGAGGUGGCGGUUCAGAAGAAGCAGCACUUUGCAGUGCAGCGGCGAGAACUGAAGACGGUCCACAUGAGCAAACAGGAGGCCAUGCUGGAGGUCAAGGAUAUGCUGAAACGAAUAGAUGACCUUCUGACCCUGGCGUGUGUGUAUGCAGAAUCUGUGUAUAAAGUGUUAUACUGGGAGAGCCACGCCAUGUCCUCCAUGUUUUACGGUUCUCUUCUGACGGCGGUUUGUUUGCUGUAUUUGGUUCCUGUGGGUUUGAGUCUGUCUGUGCUCAACAGCGCCCUCUUUCUGUGGAACAGGAACUUCUACAGAGUUCUUGUGGAGCUGAAGGAGGGUGUUCACCCGAGUCGGGUCCUGCCUGUGCAGGAAACUGAACCAUGUGACCCAGAUCAGGCAAGCCUGCUAGAAAACACACCCACUCCAACCAGUGUGGAGGAUCAGUCUCCCGGCAACAUUGAAGAGGCAGAGGAGGCGGAGCCUGAUGAUGAGUUUAAAGAUGCAAUUGAGGAAUCUCAGCUUAUUCUGCCGGAAACUCCUCUGGCUUUAGUGGUGUGGCCUGUAUCUUAUUUGCUACCAAAGAUUCUGAGGAGAUGGAGAGCCCAUAAGUGAUGUCACAGGAAACGGUUACUUGGUGAAACUUCCUUCAGGUCAGGGUUGAUCGUCACACUAUUGCUGUGUGAGGUCUUAUAAUGAAAAGGGUUGGGAAUGUCUACUAACAAGAUGAGAUGGGCUACUUUACUGUCCAUUUAAAAGGGUAUUCAGAAUUAUGAAGUACAUUUAUGAAUAUGUUCCGUUUGGGGUCUGAAUUGGAUUAACUUAUUUGAAAUGUGCCCUGCCUUUACUAGAGCCUGUAUUUCGAGGGCUUGUGGUGUUUUUAUGGUGUUAAGUGCUGUACAGCACAGAAAUCUGAGACCUUUCACCCGUCAUCGGAUGACUGCAGGAAACAAAGCUCAGCAGCAACAAACAUGGGUCAGAUUUACCGAAGUCGUCACAUGUGUCACUACAGGCGCAGAGAUUCAUCUGUUUCUAAUGACUUCAGUGAAUCUGAUCUCUAACCCCAAAGCCCUCUACAUACAGAGCGCAACUAACAGAGAGAGAAAGCCUUCACACACCCGUGACCCCGGACCACAGAACCAGUCAUAAGGGUCAAUUUUACAAAAUUAAGAUUUAUACAGCAUCCGAAAGCUGAAUAAAUACGCUUUCCAUUGGUUUAUGGUUUGUUAGGAUUGGACAAUAUUUGGCCGAGAUACAACUAUUUGAAAAUCUGGAACCUGAGGGUGCAAAAAAAAAACACUUUUACAUUUAGCUGACGCUUUUAUCCAAAGCGACUUACAAUUGCUAUAUAUGUCAGAGGUCGCACGCCUCUGGAGCGAUUAGGGGUUAAGUGUCUUACUCAGGGACACAUUGGUGUCUCACAGUGGAUUCAAACCCAGGUCUCUCACACCAAAGGCAUGUGACUUAUCCACUGCACCAUCAACACCCUUUUAAAGUUGUCCAAUUGAAUUCUUAGCAAUGCAUAUUACUAAUCAAAAAUUAAGUUUUGAUAUAUAUACAGUAGGAAAUUCACUAAAUAUUUUCAUGGAACAUGAUCUUUACUUGAAAUCCUAAUGAUUUUUUGGCAUAAAGGAAAAUCUAUAAUUUUGACCCAUACAAUGUAUUUUUGGCUAUUGCUACAAAUAUACCCAAGUGACUUAAGACAGGUUCUGUGCUCUAGGGUCACAUAUGAGGAGAGUGCAUUGAUUUAUGUAUAUGGGUCAGUGACAAGAUAAUCUGGUGUAAAACGUUUUAGUCGAGUUAAUUUUUUGAUUAACGCAAUACCACUUUCAAUGAAAGUUUGGUGUGUAUUCGAGCAUGUAAUCAUAAAUAUACAUUUUCUAGGGUCAUACUGUUUAAUGUGAUAUAUGAAAUAUGUUUUGUAUAACUUAAAUACAGUUAAACUACCUUGACGUUUCUGACCAUUAAAUAAAAAAAAA
This is a messenger RNA of Carassius carassius (crucian carp), 2518 nucleotides long. RefSeq names its product zinc finger, FYVE domain containing 27 (gene zfyve27). The transcript has 12 exons. The record is from RefSeq and is a predicted model, not a curated record. Gene Ontology annotation, cellular component: endoplasmic reticulum tubular network; growth cone membrane. Gene Ontology annotation, biological process: neurotrophin TRK receptor signaling pathway; vesicle-mediated transport; protein localization to plasma membrane. Bases 177 to 1154 code for a protein of 325 amino acids. Gene Ontology annotation, molecular function: metal ion binding. NCBI's taxonomy places the organism in Eukaryota, Metazoa, Chordata, Actinopteri, Cypriniformes, Cyprinidae.